Naegleria fowleri is the source of this 1779-nucleotide messenger RNA. RefSeq lists its product as uncharacterized. Gene Ontology annotation, biological process: proteasome-mediated ubiquitin-dependent protein catabolic process; negative regulation of translation; protein polyubiquitination. The transcript has 3 exons. Bases 1 to 1779 code for a protein of 592 amino acids. NCBI's taxonomy places the organism in Eukaryota, Heterolobosea, Eutetramitea, Acrasida, Naegleriidae. Gene Ontology annotation, molecular function: translation repressor activity; ubiquitin protein ligase activity; protein binding. The record is from RefSeq and is a predicted model, not a curated record.
AUGUCUUCACAGCGAUCGCCACUCAAACAAAUGAAACAACACAACACCAACGACGUCUCCAAAGAUGUCGCCAUCUUUUCUCAAUGGAUCAAUUCUCGAUUGAAAGAAAAUCCUCAAACGAGUCAUCUCUCUGUCACUAAUCUUUUCCAAGAUGUCAAAAGUGGUGUUAUUUUGUGUAAUCUCUACAAAAUUCUUUCACAAGACUCUUCAUUCACCUACAACCAGACACCAAAAACCGAUUUUCACAUGAUGGAUAAUUUACAAAAAGUCAUCAACCAAAUGAAUGAUUAUUUAGAAUUCCAAAAUGCAAAUAGUAUUAAAUAUUCCGCGGAGACAAUUUUCCAUCAAUCGGAAACACACGUGUUGGGACUUCUUUGGCAAUUUAUAUUGAGAUUUGAUAUUAAAGAAAUUUCUGAAGAUGGAAGAAGUGGUGAAGAGGCUCUUCUCUAUUGGUGUCAAAAACAAACGAAAAAUUAUUAUCCAUUUGUAAAUAUUGUGGAUUUUGGAAAAUCAUUUCAAGAUGGUCUUGCAUUUUGUGCUCUCCUUCAUAAUUACCAACCACAAUGGAUUGAUUUUAAAGCUCAAACAGAAUUGGAGGAUCCAAAAAAGACGUUGGAAUUGAGUUUUGACUUGGCAGAAAAAUAUUUAAAUAUUCCAAAAUCGUUAAAUGCCAAUGACUUGUUGGGAACAUCGGUGAUUGAUGAGAGAAUUGUAAUGACCUAUGUCUCUAAUUUUUGGAAAUUAAUGUCUCCUAUUUCAAGAAAUAGAAAGGAUAAAAAAAAACAUGUCGUCGACGAAUCAUCAGUCAAUUCCUCUUUCAAAUCACCAAGAACAUUCUUUUCCAAGAAAAGACAAACUCAUUCCGUCUCUCCAACCUUUUCCUUUCGUUCGUUUAUUGAAGUGGGUUUGGGUGUGAGUGAUGUUCGUAUCGAUUACAAAAAUCAAUUCAUUCUCGUCACAGAUUAUGAACACAAUCGAAUUAACAUUUAUGAUUUGGAAAGUAAGGAAUUUAAGGCAUCGUUUGAAACUCCAAGCACACCUCGAUAUAUUGCCGUGCAUUACGAUGGAUUGGAUUCUUCUCAACAUGGAAAUGAAAUGAAUGUUACAUCUCCUAGAAAUGGUAGUACGAAUGGAAGUGGUGGCAAUACGUUUGUCAUCGUUUCACUCAGUGACGACACGGUACGAAAAUAUCAAUUGAAUUUGGAAGCAAUCAAGAAGAAUGCUACGGAUGAAAUUGCAACCUGUGUUUGGAUAUGUGGAACUAAGGGAAGAUAUUUCAAUCAAUUUGACAUUCCACUUGGUGUUGCUGUGCAUCAGGGAUUGGUUUAUGUCUGUGAUUUUGAAAACAACAGGAUUCAGGUUCUGGAUGCUAUGAGCGGAGAGUUUAAAGCUCAAUUUGGAAGAUACGGACAGAGUAAGGGUCAAUUCUAUGGACCACACGACAUUGAUAUUGAUUCGAAUGGAAAUUUAGUGGUGGCUGAAUGUUGGAAUAACCGAGUUCAAGUGCUGUCAAACACUGAUGGAUCACAUCUUGAUUUUGCAAAUGGAAAUGUUGAAAUCCUCCAUCCAAGAGGUGUCACUGUGGAUAGAACUUCUGGAAACGUCAUUGUCAGCGAGUACAGCACUCACAAAAUCCAUACAUUUAGCUCUGAUGGAAACUUAUUGAGCACCUUUGAGGGAGAUCAACAAAACUUCCCCUAUGGAAUGUGUGUGAAUGAGUGGGCUGGUGAAUUGUUUGUCGCUGACUAUGGUUAUGGUAGAAUUCAAAUUUACAAGUAA